AUGCCAGGUAACGUGGUCACAGGUCGCCUCAUUGUUGGCAAGGAGGAAGGGGCAUUGACCGAGCUCGUUGAGAGAAUUCGAUCGUUUUUGCCGCCAGAGGUGGAGUUGCAUGGUGUUGCCAAAGUGUCCAAGCGCUACAACGCGCGAUGGGAGGGUGCUCGCCGCGACUAUCGCUUUCUGGUGCCAAGCUUCUGUGUUGUGCCUACAUUGGCCAAAGUCCGCCAAUGGCUUGCUGCGAAGAGGCCUUUCGAUCCCCCGACCGCUUUCAGCGCCGAGGAUUUGAAGCAGAUCGAGGAGGAGCUUGGUUUGCGGAAGGUUCGGCUCAGUGCAGAGCAGCUCCACCGCUUUCGCGAAGCUUUUUACAGCUUCGAGGGCACGCACUACUUUGGUAACUUUGCCAACAAGAAGCUCGACCCCAUGGGCCCACAGGGCUUUCGACAUCUCCGGAGGGUCUACAGCGGGGAGCCCUUUGUGGAUGACUUUGGCAGAGAGUGGCUCCCAUUGGAGAUCAGUGGGGAUAGCUUCCUGACCCACCAGAUCCGAAAAAUGGUGGCUACCGCGGCCCUGGUUGCACAAGGUGCGCUCUCCAUGGAGUUCAUCCAGGCAGCAAUGCACAGGCGCAUCUACGUCAAGACGCAUCGCUUUCCGCCAACGGGGCUGAUGUUCCAAAGGCCAUUCUUCAGCGCAAGGACACCCCAGCGAGCUGGCGUGGAGGUUGCUCUGCAAUCUGAGGAGGUCUGCCAAAGAGUGGAGGCCAUGCAGGCUCGACUGGAAGUUGCCAUUCUCAAGGAAGCGGAGGAAGAGCUGAGCGCGGUCAAGUGGUUGGCCUGCGUGGCGCACUUUGAGCCGGAAAACAUGGAAAGCGAGGUUCUCGAAGAGUUUCGUGCUCUGAAGCGGACGAUGGACCGGCAAAUCCGCGCACGACGAGCAGCAAGCACGCAGGUGGUGUGCAUCCGUGCCAGCGACGGCGAGGAUCUCUGGCUGGGCCGCCACUUCCAGAAAAGGUAG
Messenger RNA from Symbiodinium pilosum, 1008 nucleotides. Lineage: Eukaryota; Dinophyceae; Suessiales; Symbiodiniaceae. The record is from the annotation of a GenBank genome assembly.